Molecule: messenger RNA, 1802 nt
Organism: Linum trigynum
Lineage: Eukaryota; Viridiplantae; Streptophyta; Magnoliopsida; Malpighiales; Linaceae
Source: the annotation of a GenBank genome assembly
AAUAAAUAAUACUACAGUUAACAAUUUAAUUCGUAAAAUACGGAUAAUAAACGUGUUAUACGGUAAUACGGGUUUUAUAUGUGUUUAGUACAAGAGUCAUCAAAUGAACGGGGAAAAUGAAACGGCUUGACAAUAAUACGGAUACGAAAGUUUUAAACGGAUAAAGUACGUACAUAUACGUGUAUUAAACGGAGUAUUUACUAACUAUGCUAUGAGGUAAACUUUAGUUGAGUGUUGUCGUUUUGAGAGUUAACCGUCCUUGUUAGAGAAAAUAGGGUGAAUAACGCUGAGAGGAGCGUGAUAGAACCUCUCGUCUUUGAAGCUUCGAAGCAGCAAUGGCGGCAGCUUCGCUUGUUGCUCCAUUCCAGCCGAAGUUCAUCUUACCCCGCGCAAGAGCGCCCACCAGGCCGCAAGCUGUUCUCAACAGCAAGACCCACCUCCAGCAACGAAUGCGGGUCCCUUACGGAUUGCAGCAAGGACAGAACCGGGUUUUCCACCAGCUCCCUUCCGGACUCAACUUGGAGGUGAUUGAGCAAAAAAGGAGCUUCGGAACAGAUGAUAAUGACAGUAAUGGAGCUCAAAUCGAAAACCCACCUCUGGUAUUUGUUCACGGAAGCUACCACGCAGCCUGGUGCUGGGCUGAGCAUUGGUUGCCCUUCUUUGCAUCAUCUGGCUUCGACUGCUACGCCCUUAGCCUCCUGGGUCAGGGCGAGAGUGAUGCACCUGGUGGGUCUGUUGCCGGUACUCUGCAGACACACGCCGGUGAUGUUGCUGACUUCAUCCAGAAAAAUAUCAAGGUGCCACCAGUCAUUCUUGGGCAUUCAUUCGGUGGCCUAAUUAUUCAGUACUACCUUGCUAAUACCAGGAUUGGAAAAUCUUCAGAUACGAAGCAGUUGUAUCCUCAACUUGCUGGGGCGGUCCUCAUAUGCUCUGUGCCACCUUCUGGUAAUAGUGGGUUGGUAUGGCGGUAUCUUCUUUCCAAACCUCUUGCUGCUUUUAAGGUGACCCGCAGCUUAGCCGCUAAAGCUUUUCAAACUGAUCUUUCUCUUUGUAAGGAAACAUUUUUCUCACCAAUGAUGGAAGACAACACAGUGAAACGAUACCAAGAGCUAAUGAAGGAAAGUUCACGGAUGCCACUGUUUGAUCUGAGGAAGCUAAAUGCGUCACUCCCUGUUCCUGCACCCCCAGAAGAGUUGUCUUCUGCAAAUGUCCUUGUCUUGGGUGCUAGUGGUGAUUUCAUAGUGGACGGUCAAGGACUCGAUGAAACGGCAAGGUUCUAUGGGGUGUCACCAGCCCGCGUCGAAGGUGUUGCCCACGAUAUGAUGUUGGAUUGCGAAUGGGACGAAGGUGCCAGAAUCAUUCUGUCGUGGUUAAAUGCGCGAAACUGAAGUCACUGACUCCUGUUGAAUGGCAAUUACUUUCAAAUGGAACUUCCUUCUUCCCAGGCUGAUAGCUACUAGCUAGAGCGUUUCUGAAUUGUAUCGUAUUUGGGACGUUUUCCCCAUGAAAGGUUGCUUAUUUGGGUAAAAAAGGAAAAGCGUCCUGGAAUGAGUCAUCAGAUUAUAGUAAGCUGAUUUGCGUCAGAACUUGUAACAACCAACCAACUAGACCUUUUCUUUAACAUUGACUUCCAUCGCAGGAUUAGCUUAGGUUUACUUGCCCCGGAAGUAAUGACUGUUGAACUUUUCAUGAAAACGCAACUGCAAACCUUUGCCAUCAUUGAACCAGCGAUACAAGCUUACGCAAGGCAAUUGAACAACUCAAUUGAUUAGGCAUUUCUCCAACAAAAUGGAAGACUUGAC